AUGCUUGUUGAGGAAAUCCCCAAGUCAACCAACCCCAACAGCUCCACCGUCUACUUCUCGUCGUCAGUCAACCUCACCGCCCGGCCCAGCUCAUCCCGCCAUGCCCAGUCCAACGAGUCCAACGAUGGCGCCAGCAACAAGAAGGGACGCCAAAAGGUCAACUAUAAUGUCAACCAGCUCAUGCAUGCCCAGAUCCAGGUGGCAGACCCCCAGGCGGGCUCGGGACCCUUGAAGUCCACCCAGCAGUUGCAGCUCGAAAGAAUUGUGUCCAAGCGAUUGGUGGACCUCACCCGAGAGGGCUCUUCGGCUCUGUUCGAGCUCCCCAAAAACUUCGCCUACAACAGCAUCCACGCCAGCUUGGACAAGAACAGCAAGUCUGCCAGGCUCGGCAACACCCCCACCACAAAGAGAAUCUUGUCUGCCAGACGUAACUUGAACCUGUAUUUCGAAGAAGAGAGGAACUUGAUCUCCAUCAAUAGCAUCUUAGGACAGAACUACCAGUUCAUCACCGACUCCGAAUGGGAACAGGCCAAGUCCAAGGUGCGGAAACCCGUGGCCCGCCGCUUGAGACCUCGGUUGAAAUUGUGCUGUAUCUGUGGUUCCAACUCCAGUUACUCCAGAUGCCAUACCUGCGGUCUCUUUUCUUGCAGUGUACGCUGCAAUAACUUACACAACGAGCUGAGAUGUGUAUGA
Messenger RNA from Suhomyces tanzawaensis NRRL Y-17324, 693 nucleotides. RefSeq lists its product as uncharacterized. The transcript has a single exon. NCBI's taxonomy places the organism in Eukaryota, Fungi, Ascomycota, Pichiomycetes, Serinales, Debaryomycetaceae. Bases 1 to 693 code for a protein of 230 amino acids. The record is from RefSeq and is a predicted model, not a curated record.